CCCUUGUAAAAUUCAAAGCACUUUGCCUCUGACUCCUGCCAGCGGAAGGGUUCAGUGCCAAAGUGAAAGGCUUCCUAAAAAUGGGCUGAUCUAGGGAGGGGGGCGAUUUAAGAGCUAUUGAGAAACAAGGAAGGACAAACAGUGUUAGGUCAUUGCUUAUGCAAACACAGCCAAGGCUGUUCCUCUAUAAAAGAGAGAGAAAGCAGUUCCAGAGCCAUCACAGACUUGGAGGGGACAGUCUGUGACCAAGGCUGCUGCUGCCCCUCCUCGGCACCCGACUCCCUGCUCAAGUAUGAAACUCCUACUCUCCACUGUGCUGUCCUUCGGGAUAGUGGCUUUCUGUUCUGCUGCGCCCCCAAAGACAAACAUCAAGUGGUGCACAAUAUCCUCAGCAGAAGAGAACAAAUGCAAUGUCCUGAGGGACCACAUGCAACAAGACAACUUUGCAUUGAGUUGCCUGCAGAAAGCAACGUACCUUGACUGCAUAAAAGCCAUCUCGAAUAAUGAAGCAGAUGCCAUUAGCUUGGAUGGAGGUCAAGUUUUUGAGGCAGGCCUUGCCCCCUACAAGCUGAAGCCCAUUGCUGCUGAAGUCUACGAACACAGCGAAGGCUCCACCACCAGCUACUAUGCUGUGGCUGUCGUGAAGAAGGGAACAGACUUUACAAUAAAUGAACUGAGGGGAAAGACCUCCUGCCACACAGGCCUGGGCAGGUCUGCUGGCUGGAACAUCCCGAUUGGGAUCCUCAUCCACCGGGGAGACAUCGAGUGGGAUGGCAAAGACUCGGGCUCCAUUGAGCAAGCCGUGGCCAAUUUUUUCUCUGCCAGCUGCGUCCCCGGUGCCACCACUGAACCCAAACUGUACCGUCAGUGCAAGGGGGACUCCAAAACCAAAAUGUCCCGCACGGGACCUUAUUCUGGAUAUUCUGGAGCUUUUCACUGUCUGAAAGAAGGAAAAGGAGAUGUGGCUUUUGUGAAACACACAACUGUUCAAGAAAAUGCCCCGAAUGAGAAGGAGGAGUACGAGCUUCUGUGUCUGGAUGGCACCCGCCAGCCCGUGGACAACUACAAAGCCUGUCACUGGGCCAGGGUUCCUGCCCACGCCGUGAUGGCUCGAGAUGACAACAAGGUCAAUGACAUCUGGAACUUCCUCUCCAAAGCACAGGAAAAAUUUGGCGUGGGCACAACCAGCACCUUCCACCUCUUUGGGCCACCUGGCAAGAAGGACCCAGCCCUCAAAGACUUGCUUUUCAAAGAUUCUGCAGUUCAGCUGAAGCGAAUCCCAUCACUGAUGGAUACCCAGCUCUACCUGGGCUUUGACUAUUAUGGUGCCAUCCAGAGCCUUCAGAAAGACCGCCUGACCCCCAGCCGCAGAGGGAACAAGACCCAGUGGUGUGCGAUAGGCAGGGAUGAGAAGAAGAAGUGUGACGUCUGGAGCGUGAUGAGCAAUGGGGAGGUGGAGUGCAUCGUGGCAGAAGACACCAAGGAAUGCAUCAUGAAGAUCAUGAAAGGUGAAGCAGAUGCCAUCAGCCUGGACGGAGGCUUUGUCUACACUGCCGGCAUGUGUGGCUUGGUGCCAGUGGUGGCAGAGAGCUAUGAGGAGAACCACUGCAGUGAAUCGGAAGAAGAACCAGCAACCUACUUUGCUGUGGCUGUUGUGAAGAAAUCUGACAGAGAUAUCACAUGGAACAACCUGCAGGGUAAGAAGUCGUGCCACACCGCCGUGGGGAGAACUGCCGGCUGGAACAUCCCCAUGGGCCUGAUUCACAACAGGACAGGGAACUGCAACUUCGAUGAAUACUUCAGCCAGGGCUGUGCUCCUGGAUCUCCUCCCACCUCCCGCCUCUGCCAGCUCUGCAAGGGCUCUGGGGGGGUCCCUCCGGAGAAGUGCGUCGCCAGCAGCCACGAGCAGUACUAUGGAUACACUGGAGCUUUGCGGUGUCUGGUGGAGCAGGGGGAUGUGGCCUUUAUUAAGCAUUCCAUCGUCGAGGAGAACACUGAUGGCAAAAGUAAAGAAAGCUGGGCCAAAGAUCUGAAAAUGGACCAAUUUGAGUUGCUGUGCACUGAUGGGCAACGGGCAAAUGUCAUGGACUACAGGAGGUGCAACCUGGCCAAAGUUCCCACACACGCCGUGGUGACACGUCCUGAGAAAGCAAAACAAGUCCGUGAGAUGCUGGAGAGACAAGAGAGACUGUUUGGAGCAAAAGGAAUCAAGAAUAAGGAUUUCAACAUGUUUGCAUAUGAAACCAAGGAUCUCCUGUUUAAAGACUUGACCAAGUGCCUGGUGAAGCUCCGCGAUGGAAUAACGUACAAGGAAUUCCUCGGAGAUCAAUACUACGCUUCACUUGCCAGCCUCAACACCUGCAAUCCAUCAGAUCUUCUCCAGGUGUGCACCUUCCUUGAGGACAAGACUCUUAAAACACAGCCUCAGUCCGCCCAGGUCUCCCGGGGGAACUACAACCCCCAUGAGACCCCGCGCCCACCCUUCCCGCCCUGCGGCGGGGCCGGAAGCGGAAGUGCUGUGGCGGCCACGUGUGCGGCCAUGGCGGGCGGGCUGGAGCCGGACCUGGCGGCGCUGCGGCGGGAGCUGAGCGGCCCUGCCGUAUUCUCUGUGCUCAUCGCGCUCAUCGCCGUCGCCGUCACCUUCCUGAUCUGGCGGUUCGUGCAGGGCAGGAGGAGCAGCAGGAAGGCCGUGCUGCUGCUGGGCCUCUGCGACGCGGGGAAGACGCUGCUCUUCGCGCGGCUGCUGUCGGGCAGAUACCGGGACACCCAGACCUCGAUCACCGACAGCUCGGCCACGUACCGGGUCAGCCGGGACAAGGGCACCAGUGUGACCUUGAUCGACCUUCCAGGCCAUGAGAGUUUGAGGCUCCAGUUCUUGGAGAGGUUCAAGGCUGCAGCCAGAGCCAUCGUGUUUGUGGUGGACAGCGUGGCCUUCCAGCGGGAGGUGAAGGACGUGGCAGAGUUCCUGUACCAGGUCCUGGUCGAUGGCACCGUCCUCAAGAACGCGCCUGCGCUGCUCAUCGCCUGCAACAAGCAAGAUGUCACAAUGGCAAAAUCAGCAAAACUUAUUCAACAGCAGCUGGAGAAAGAGCUCAAUACCUUACGGGUGACCCGCUCUGCAGCCCCCACCAGCCUGGACAGCUCAGGGGGUCCUGCCCAGCUGGGCAAGAAGGGCAAGGACUUCGACUUCUCCCAGCUGCCUAUGAAGGUGGAAUUCGUGGAGUGCAGUGCUCGGGGCAGCAAGGGGGAGGAGGGAGAUGCUGACUUGGAGGGCCUGGAGAAAUGGCUACUGAAGGUCGCCUGAACAGGGAAGGGCAGGGCUUGGGGGGCAGGACACUUGGGGACUGAAGGGAAGAAGAUAGUCUGGAGCUGUAGAAAGAAGGACCUGAAGCUGGAAUUGAGCACUAUGGGAGAUUUUCCCAGAUUGUGUUUCGUUGCACAUUGCAGUGUCCUACUGCAGGAAUAUUUUUCCCUUUUUUUUUGUGACUUUCUCUUGUUUUAGAGUUGAGGGAGUGGCUGGCUCCUGGCAGACUCUUUUUGUCCUUUGCAGACCCCUCCUCUCCAGUUUGGUGCUUCCUCCAUCACUCAGCUCAUCUGUUGUGUUCUUUUCUUUCCCUGUCUCCCUGUAGCAUUACCAAGUGUUGGGAAGAGCAGGAACAGCCUUCCCAAAGCCCUGUGCCCAUAACAAAGCUGAUCCUUGCAUUUCUAGUCUCGGGAACCCAGUAGCUCUUCAACUAUCCAUGCAGGAGGUGGGGAGGGUUAUAUUUACCAAGGAUAUUAUAUUCUAUUUCCUGCAGCCAGAGUCUUGUCAGAGCAUGUUUGUCAUGCUCUGAACUCCUUUAGCUGAAGAUCCAAGGCUGCCUGCUUCAAAUCCAUGGUGCCCAUGGUUUUGGGCAAAAAAUUGUUGUUUUUUUGGGUGGUUGUUUUUGUGAAGAUGCAUCUCCUUGAAAAGCAGAGGCCAAGCACCAGCCUCUGUGUAAGGGGGAUGGAAAGGUACCAAUGAGGCCACAAUUGGUUUUAAGUUAUUCUUUUUAAAAGUAUUCCUGAAAUAAAUUUUUUUUUUUUGCUUAAA
This is a messenger RNA of Pipra filicauda (Wire-tailed manakin), 4072 nucleotides long. RefSeq names its product ovotransferrin. Lineage: Eukaryota; Metazoa; Chordata; Aves; Passeriformes; Pipridae. Gene Ontology annotation, cellular component: early endosome; recycling endosome; plasma membrane. Bases 293 to 3304 code for a protein of 1003 amino acids. The transcript is spliced from 25 exons. Gene Ontology annotation, biological process: iron ion transport; antibacterial humoral response. The record is from RefSeq and is a predicted model, not a curated record.